This is a messenger RNA of Talpa occidentalis (Iberian mole), 2881 nucleotides long. It is a transcript of the gene ATP6V0A2, whose product is annotated as ATPase H+ transporting V0 subunit a2. The record is from RefSeq and is a predicted model, not a curated record. The transcript has 20 exons. NCBI's taxonomy places the organism in Eukaryota, Metazoa, Chordata, Mammalia, Eulipotyphla, Talpidae. Gene Ontology annotation, cellular component: vacuolar proton-transporting V-type ATPase, V0 domain; plasma membrane; vacuolar proton-transporting V-type ATPase complex. Gene Ontology annotation, molecular function: proton-transporting ATPase activity, rotational mechanism; ATPase binding. Bases 81 to 2648 code for a protein of 855 amino acids. Gene Ontology annotation, biological process: proton transmembrane transport; vacuolar acidification.
AGCCGAGCCCGCGCCGCCCCGCCUGAGCGCGCCCCGAGCCGCCGCCGCCGUCGGGCGCGGCCGGGCCGGGGCGGCGCGCCAUGGGGUCGCUGUUCCGGAGCGAGCCCCUGAGCCUGGCGCAGCUCUUCCUGCAGGCGGGCGCGGCCUACGAGUGCCUCGGCGCGCUGGGCGAGCGCGGCCUGGUGCAGUUCCGGGACCUUAACCAGAAUGUAAGUACUUUCCAAAGAAAAUUUGUGGGAGAGGUGAAGCGAUGUGAAGAAUUAGAGCGAAUAUUGGCGUAUUUGGUGCAGGAGAUUCGGAGAGCCGACAUCCCCCUUCCGGAGGGAGAGGCCAGUCCUCCUGCGCCGCCUCUUAAGCAAGUCCUAGAAAUGCAGGAGCAAUUACAGAAGCUCGAGGUUGAACUGAGAGAAGUGACCAAGAACAAGGAGAAGCUGAGGAAAAACUUGCUGGAGCUGAUUGAGUACACGCACAUGCUGAGGGUGACCAAGACCUUUGUUCGACGCAACGUGGAGUUUGAACCCACAUACGAAGAAUUCCCUCCCUUAGAGAAUGAGUCUUUAUUGGACUACAGCUGUAUGCAGAGGCUGGGGGCCAAACUGGGGUUUGUGUCUGGCCUGAUUCACCAAGGAAAAGUGGAAGCAUUUGAGAAAAUGCUGUGGCGGGUGUGCAAAGGGUACACCAUCGUGACCUAUGCAGAGCUGGACGAGCCCCUCGAAGACCCUGAAACUGGAGAAGUCAUAAAGUGGUACGUGUUCCUGAUCUCCUUUUGGGGAGAGCAGAUUGGCCACAAGGUCAAGAAGAUAUGCGACUGUUACCACUGCCACGUGUACCCCUACCCCAACACUGCUGAGGAGCGCAGGGAGAUCCAGGAGGGCCUCAACACCCGCAUCCAGGACCUCUACACCGUGCUGCAUAAGACCGAGGACUACCUACGGCAGGUGCUGUGCAAAGCGGCCGAGUCUGUCUACAGCCGCGUGGUGCAGGUGAAGAAGAUGAAGGCCAUUUACCACAUGCUGAACAUGUGCAGCUUCGAUGUGACCAACAAGUGCCUGAUCGCUGAGGUCUGGUGCCCCGAGGCCGACCUGCAGGCCCUGCGCCAGGCACUGGAGGACGGGUCGCGAGAGAGCGGUGCUACGAUCCCCUCAUUUAUGAACACCAUCCCGACGAAAGAAACGCCCCCGACGCUGAUCCGCACCAACAAGUUCACCGAGGGCUUCCAGAACAUCGUGGACGCCUACGGCGUGGGAAGCUACCGCGAGGUGAACCCAGCGCUCUUCACCAUCAUCACAUUCCCCUUCUUGUUUGCUGUGAUGUUCGGAGACUUCGGACAUGGCUUUGUGAUGUUCCUAUUUGCUCUCUUGUUGGUGUUGAACGAAAACCAUCCCAGACUGAAGCAGUCCCAAGAGAUCAUGCGCAUGUUCUUCAAUGGCCGCUACAUCCUCCUGCUGAUGGGGCUCUUCUCCGUGUACACCGGCCUCAUCUACAAUGACUGCUUUUCUAAGUCAGUCAACCUUUUCGGCUCGGGGUGGAAUGUGUCUGCCAUGUACAGCUCCAGCCACGCACCAGCGGAGCGGCAGAAGAUGGUGCUGUGGAACGACAGCGUGGUCAGGCACAACAGGCUCCUGCAGCUGGACCCCAGCAUCCCCGGAGUCUUCCAAGGCCCCUACCCUCUGGGCAUCGACCCGAUUUGGAACUUGGCCACAAACCGCCUCACUUUUCUAAACUCUUUCAAAAUGAAAAUGUCUGUGAUUUUAGGAAUUAUCCACAUGACUUUUGGCGUCACUCUGGGAAUAUUUAACCACUUGCAUUUCAGGAAGAAGUUCAAUAUUUAUUUGGUUUCCGUCCCGGAGCUGCUCUUCAUGCUCUGCAUCUUCGGCUACCUUAUCUUCAUGAUUGUCUACAAGUGGCUGGUUUACUCGGCGGAAACCUCCAGAGUGGCUCCCAGCAUUCUCAUUGAGUUCAUCAACAUGUUUUUGUUCCCGGCCAGUGAAACAAGUGGUCUUUACAGAGGGCAGGAGCACGUGCAGAGGCUACUGCUGGCCGUCACAGCCCUGUCCGUCCCUGUCCUUUUCUUGGGAAAGCCGCUCUUCCUCCUGUGGCUGCACAACGGGCGCAGCUGCUUCGGGGUCAGCAGGAGUGGCUAUACCCUUGUGCGGAAGGACAGUGAGGAAGAAGUGUCCUUGCUGGGCAGCCAAGACAUUGAGGAGGGAAAUAACCCCGUGGAAGACGGAUGCAGGGAGGUCACGUGCGAAGAGUUCAAUUUCGGAGAAAUACUGAUGACCCAAGUCAUCCACGCCAUUGAGUACUGCCUGGGCUGCAUCUCCAACACCGCUUCGUACCUGCGCCUCUGGGCCCUCAGCCUGGCCCACGCACAGCUGUCCGACGUUCUGUGGGCCAUGCUGAUGCGGGUGGGCCUCCGCGUGGACACCACCUACGGGGUCCUGCUGCUGCUCCCUGUCAUCGCGCUCUUUGCACUUCUGACGAUUUUCAUCCUCUUGAUCAUGGAAGGGCUGUCUGCGUUUCUUCAUGCCAUCCGCCUCCACUGGGUAGAGUUUCAGAACAAAUUCUACGUUGGUGCAGGCACCAAGUUUGUUCCUUUCUCAUUCAGUCUGCUUUCAUCCAAGCUCAGCGGUGACGACCUGGCGUGAGCACAUUGCUGGACCCAACAGGCUCUCAGAUUUGUGGAGAAUUAUCAUGUUCUAGAAUUUCACUAUGUCAGAUUUAUGAUUGGGAAAACUCUGUCUUCAUUGAUUGCCUUAUGAUAUAGCCAAAUAAUUCUGUAAGAUAUACCUCUUCCUCAUGUUAAAUAUUUUGUAAAGUUUGUCAGUUUCAGAUAUAUAAAAUUCAGUUUUAUGAUGAGCGAAUAUAAGUUGAUCCCAAA